Molecule: messenger RNA, 1036 nt
Organism: Vanrija pseudolonga
Lineage: Eukaryota; Fungi; Basidiomycota; Tremellomycetes; Trichosporonales; Trichosporonaceae
Gene: nagB
Product: Glucosamine-6-phosphate deaminase
Exons: 5
Coding region: 67-927 (286 amino acids)
Biological process (GO): N-acetylneuraminate catabolic process; D-glucosamine catabolic process; carbohydrate metabolic process
Cellular component (GO): cytoplasm
Molecular function (GO): identical protein binding; glucosamine-6-phosphate deaminase activity
Source: RefSeq, a predicted model, not a curated record
CUUUGCCUUCUCUCUCUGUCUAGCACUCCCUCAACUUCUCACCUCCCAACCCCACCCACCCCCACAAUGCGUCUCACUAUCCGCGACACCAAGACCGAGGUCGGCCACUACAUUGGCGACUACAUCGCGCGCCGCAUCAACACGUUUGUCGCCACGCCCGGCCACCCCAACUUUGUGCUCGGGUGCCCUACGGGUUCGUCCCCUCUGCCCGUGUAUGCGCGUCUCGUCGAGCUGUACAAGGCGGGCAAGGUGUCGUUCAAGAACGUCGUCACCUUCAACAUGGACGAGUACGUCGGCAUCCCCCGCGACCACCCCGAGUCGUACCACACCUUCAUGUUCAAGAACUUUUUCUCGCUCAUUGACAUUGACCCCAAGAACACCAACCUCCUCAACGGCAACGCCGAGGACCUGUACCACGAGUGCGAGGCGUACGAGGCCAAGAUCCUCGAGGUGGGCGGCAUCGACUUGUUCCUCGGCGGCAUCGGCGCAGACGGACACAUUGCGUUCAACGAGCCCGGCAGCAGCUUGAAGUCGCGCACGCGCAUCAAGACGCUGGCGUACGAGACCAUCCUCGACAACUGCCGCUUCUUCAACAACGACCUGGCGGCGGUCCCGCGCAUGGCGCUCACCGUCGGCGUGCAGACCGUCAUGGACGCCAAGGAGGUCGUGCUCGUCGUCACGGGCCAGAACAAGGCCCUCGCGCUCUCCCAGAUGAUCGAGGGCGGCGUCAACCACAUGGUCACGGCGUCCGCGCUCCAGUCGCACCCCUGGGCCCUGGUCGUGUGCGACGAGGACGCCACCUCCGAGCUCCGUGUCAAGACGGUCAAGUACUUCAAGUCGAUCGAAAAGGUCCAGGACGAGGUCGAGGCAAAGUACGGCGAGGUCGCCUCGGUCCGUCUCGGCCUCAGCCGCGUCACGGCUGCCUAAGUAAGGCACAGGCAGGCGGGCCGCCGGGGCUGGGGACUACGGGCCAGUGUAAAUGUAUCAUUGAGGCGCUUGGGCUUUCGUACAGUAUGCAGAUGAUGUGUUUCGUGCG